AUGGCCACUAUUCGCUCGCUUCUUGUACUUGUCGCGGCCGCUGGCAUCGCUUCUGCUGGGAAAUGCAAGCCUGAGAGCCGUUCAACCACGAUGGUAUCGGCGUCUGGCCUCACUACUUCCGCCAUCGACAUCGUCUCGUCAACCGUGUCCGCCUCGGUCACCCUGAUUGAGUCUACUACCAUUCAAGCUGAUACAACUGUGGAGACGACCCUUACCGAGUCUGCUUCCAGCCCCACCUCACUCGAUACCACCGAGGCCAGCACGAGCGAGUCAAAGCCCACUACUCUGGUCACUUCUUUCACUACUCGUAAUGCAGACACUACUACCGCACCAGUUGCAACCACCACUUCCGCUGCCCCUGGCCCCGUUGUCACCUGUCCUUCAGAGAUGAAUCAGUGCCUUGGUACCAUGAAGAUUCAAUGCGACGUGAUCCUAGCGAGUUUGAGCGAUCCCACCACAGUCUCCGAUCUGAACGAAUGUGCCCAGCAAUGUAACUCCGACACCUCGUGUACGGCCUUCACCUACUCGGAGGACGGCGGCCAAUGCUUCAAGGCUAGAUUCUCCUCAUCCUUCACCCAAGCGGAUGUGAAUGGCUUUGUGUCUGGUAUCAAGGGAACAUGCGGUCAGAACACCGAACCCAGUAGCACUGUCUUCACAUCCACCGCCGAAACCACUACAGCCGAGGCACCCGCAAGCACGACCUCAGCAGCACCUGUCAACAGCUGUCCUUCCGAAACCGGCCAGUGCAUCAACGGAGCUCGAAUUCAAUGCGAUGUCGCUCUAGGUGAUCUGAGCGUUGCCGGUGUUUCUAGUGAUAUCGCCGAGUGCUCUCAGUUCUGUGCGAAUACCGAUGAUUGCCGUGGCUUUUCCCGCAGACGAGACACUGGUGCGUGCUUCCUGGUUUUCGCUGAUCCUGACGAUGUCACCCAGGAUACGCGAGAGGGAUGGGACAGCGGCAUCAUGUAUACAUGCUUCAACUAG
Fusarium sp. VM40 is the source of this 981-nucleotide messenger RNA. The record is from the annotation of a GenBank genome assembly. Lineage: Eukaryota; Fungi; Ascomycota; Sordariomycetes; Hypocreales; Nectriaceae.